Molecule: messenger RNA, 669 nt
Organism: Ostreococcus lucimarinus CCE9901
Lineage: Eukaryota; Viridiplantae; Chlorophyta; Mamiellophyceae; Mamiellales; Bathycoccaceae
Exons: 1
Coding region: 1-669 (222 amino acids)
Source: RefSeq, a predicted model, not a curated record
AUGGGUGGUGAAGACGACAUCAAGGGCAUCCUGGGCGUGUGCGCGCAGGUAUGCUUCGUCGGCACCGUCAUCGCAGCCGCGCGCGAGUCCGGCGCGCACUGGUUACACCGAACGUGCACGCUCUGCGGCGGCGCGAAGACGAUGCGCUGCGAGCACUGCAAAGCCACUGGCAAGUUGCAAAAGCCGGAGGAUCGAGGUGAUUUCGCGACGUUGAACGCGAAGAUUGAGACAUUUCAGUGCAUGUUUUGUCAAGGCAAGGGAGCGGUGAACUGCCGCAGGUGUGCGGGCGCGGGGGGCGAGAUUGGACGCAACAUAAACUGGCAUCGCAUGGUGCACGGCGAAAAACCUUUCAAGGACUUGCUGAGAAACCGCAACUUUGGCUACAUUCCUUCCCUCUUGAACGAACGAAUCGCCAGACAAGCGGAUCGCGAUACGUUGGAUGACUUUCACGAUGAAGUCGAAGAGUUGGACGGGGUGGCGGCAAAGAUUCGUCGCUUUCGCCUGAGCCAGGCGCGAGGCGAGGCGCCGCCGGCGAAAGGUAAGAGGAAAGGCAAGGCGAAGAAGACUUCUUCAAAGGGCAAACCGACGAACGCGGCGGCGGCGAAGAAUUCAAAGCCAUCGGGGAAGGCGAAGAAGAAAGUCGCGCCCGCGCCCGUAGAAAAAGAGUAA